GAGUGACUCGCCCGUCCUUUUAACUGCAGUUCACACGUUGCCGUCCCCCCUGCACCCUCCAGACGUGGGAACUGAGCGCUGUGUCUUUAAGGGGGACGAGCGGAGGUUUCCGCUCCGGACAAAAUGUCUGCGAGGAUCCUGGAGGGACCCGCAAUCCCUCCGCCAGGCUCCCUCCCGCCGUGCUCCAGGGAUGAUGGAUACAAAGAACCAAUUUGCUGUGACUACUUACGCUAACCAAAUGCCUGAAGCUUACCAAGCGAACUUGUUUUUCCCUCCAUGAAAGAAAAAACUGCUUGUCCCCUGAAUUUACUCCUGGCACUGCUGAUGGUUCUUCAAAACUCAGGGCUAGCGCUGCAGUCUCUGCCUGAGAACCUGGGGUUGGCCGGAAACCCUGAGGCAAUGACAGGGACCUCAGUGCCCUCAGGACAUGGACCUCCGACUAAUUUAAAGUCGCUGCAAAGAGGAUGAGGAGCGACGAACUGGCAGUGAGCAUGGAAGAGCCAGGUGGGCAGGACGAUGCUGCUGCGCUAGGCGGCCCUUUUCCUGGCCUGGAGCCGGCGCCUGCCGGCCGCCUGGGGGCGCCAUAUUCCGAGGCCUGGGGGUACUUUCACCUGGCCCCGGCGCGCCCUGGACAGCCGUCGGGCUACUGGGCCACCUGCCGGCUGUGCGGGGAGCAGGUGAGCCGAGGCCCAGGCUUCCACGCGGGCACGCCGGCGCUGUGGAGGCACCUGAAGAGCGCGCACCGGCGAGAGCUGGAGAAGAGCGCCGCCCGCCGCUCGCCGCCACCCGCCCCAGGCCCUGCUGCGGCCGCAGAGGGCGACUGGGCGCGCCUGCUGGAGCAGAUGGGCGCGCUGGCCGUACGGGGAAGCCUCCGAGAGCGCGAGCUGGCGCGUCGCGAGGCGGCCGUGGAGCAGGGCGAGCGCGCUCUGGAGCGGAGGCGCCGGGCCCUGCAGGAGGAGGAGCGCGCCGCGGCCCAGGCGCGGCGGGAGCUUCAGGCCGAGAGGGAGGCGCUGCAAGCGCGGCUACGGGAAGUAAGCCGUCGCGAAGGCGCCUUGGCUGCGGCCCCGCUGCAGACUCCGCUCAAAGAGGAGCCCGAGGGGGAGAGGGACGGCUGCAUGAUCACUAAGGUCCAGCUGUAGGUUUGGGUCGCUCCCGCCGUCCCGUGCCAGUGCUACUUUAAGUGUGGUCCGCGGACCGGCGUUUUCAGCCUCCCCUGGGGGCUGAAUCUCAGACCCGCUGCCUCCCGGUGAAUCGGGAUCUCAAAUUAGGACCUUGAAAAUUGCUUCCGAGGCCUGAACAAAACCAAAAAUCAUUUCUACUCUGCCUGGGGUGCCUGGAAGCGCAAGCUCCAGCGGCCCCCUUUUCUGUUGGCAUUUAGUGGGCACUCGUGCAGGGAGCGGUUUUCCUCCAACUGCCUUUGGGAAUCGUAUCUCAAGCAGCCCGUUGAACCUAAAUCUCCUGAGACUUUCUACCUGGUGACUCUGAAAGGACAGCUUCCUUACACACCAAAGGCUAUCACCAUGUGCCUGUACACUGGCCAGGACAACCCAGGGUGAGGGUCUCUGGAAAUAAGGGUAAAAAGCAUUUUAUCCAAAAGGAAGAGUUUUAUUAAUUUCCUAACGAGUAAAUAAAUCUUUGAUGAGCAGUCUUUACCCAACACCAAGUUCAGAAAAGCGGGCCCACUUAAGUUUCCACGGCUGCUCUUUACCCUCAUGAUCUCUUACGCCUCCGCAGGACAAUCCCGAGAAACCCUGUUUACUCUCCUCCCCACUUUGCACACCACCAAGUGCACCUUGGUCUGUUUCAUCUCAGCCGUAUUCUUUCCCGUUUCAGACCCACUGGCAGCUGUGGUCAAUGUCCCCACUUUCUCACACCUGCUCCCUUAGUAGCAAAACAUGACCUCAUCCUUCCUUGCUAGGAAGAACACUGCCUUCCCCACCUGUUCCACAGUGCCCACUUCUGGCUCAAAGGAGGUAUCCCUCCCACCUGAGGCAACUUCCUCUUAUGUUUACAUCCACUCCUUUUCCACCUUCACUGGCUCUUUGCUUCAUUCGAGUUCCCCGUUUCCUCUUUAUUCCCUCUCUUUACCCAGACUUUCUCUUUGUCAGAAAUGCCCAGUUUCCCUUGCACUGAAAAGAAAUACUUCCCCAGCCUGGACGCUCUCACCUGAACCACCAUCUAAGGAGGAUUAGGCCAUCCUUCCUGCCUCUUCUUCUUCCCCAUUCUUUGAUUCCUUCAUUCCAUGGUCAGCUUUCUAUGCUACACUGGACUCUUUAAGAAGCCACCUCAAUCUCCCAGUGGCUGAAUAUGAUUAUUUAUUCAAGCUUCAUUUUGCUUAGUCUCUCCCUUCUUGAAGUUUCUCCAUUGGUAGGGGGAAACUGCUUUUCCUCUACAGAAUUCCUUUUCCUAAUACAGGCUGGUUCCCAAACAAUUUUUCUUAGGUCUAUUUUCCCUCAUUUUUUUAUAUACUGAAAAAUUUCAAGCAUCUAGAAGAAGUUGAAAGGCUAGUGCAAUGAAUACCUGUAACAUCCACCUGAACUGAACAAUUAACAUUUUGUCAUAUUUACUUUUUCUUCCCUCCACCCCAUACAUACAUCAGUUUUCAUCCCUAAGUAUUUCAGUAUGUAUCUGCUAAUAAAGACAUUUUCUACAUUACAGUGCAAUUAUCAUACCUAAGAAUAUAAAGUAUUUCCUAGUAGUCUCUAAUAGUCCUCAAAAUGCCCCAAUUUUCCCAAGAAUGUCUUACCUUUUUUUAAAAAAAGGCUCCAAAGUUAAUAUGUUUUGAUUAUAACCCUUUUAUAAUCUUUUAGUCUACAACAUCCCCCUUACUGCUUUUUUUCUCAUGACACUCUUUAAAGAGUCCCAGCCACCUGUCUAAUAGAAUGUCCUACAUCUGGAUUUGUCUAAUUGUUUGCUUAAGCCAGUUUCCGCACUCAUUCUUAGCUCCUCUACCUCUAAGAGCUGCAAUAAUCAUCUCUAUGCCAACGGCUCCUGAACACUUCCAGCACUGAGUGUUCCCCCACCCCAGCCUGUCCUUCAUGUCUAAUCCCCUGCUGCGUGUUUGCAUUUUUACUUGCAUAACUGCCACUACAGAUGGAAAGGGCAAAUCUAUUCAACCCCACAUCCCCAGCCCUCACCUUUACUGGACUCUUAAAAUGUAUCAGGUACAUACACACUUUACAUGUAUUCUUUUACUUCAUUCUCAUAGCACCUCCACAAGGAGGUACUAAUAUUGAGUUGGCCAAAAUGUUCGUUUGGCUUUUUUCCGUAAGAUGGCUCUGGUAGCACUAAAGGCGACUGUCUUUAACUUCAUUUGAAACAAUUUUGUUAGAUCAUAUUGUGAUAGCUGUCAUGUCAAUAUGCAUUUUUUUAAAACGUAUCAAAAUUGAUGAGUUUUUUUGUAGCUGUUUUAAUAUUGAAAAUGGAAGAAAAUACACAAAAUAUGGGCAUGUUAUGCUUUAUUACUUCAGGAAAGGUAAAAAUACAACUGAAACACACACAAAAAAGAUUGUGCAGUGCAUGGAGGUGCUGUGACUGAUCAAACGUGUCAAAAGUGGUUUGUGAAGUUUUGUGUGGGAGAUUUCCACUGGAAGAUGCUCCGCGGUCAGGGAGACCAGCUGAAGCUGAUAGCGAUCAAAUUGAGACAUUAACUGAGAACAGUCAAUGUUCUAUCUUGCGGGAGAUAACCAACAUACUCAAAAUACACAAAUCAAUGAAGUUAUUGGUGAAAAUGAAAAAUGUGUCUUUUAUUUUACAGAAAAAACUAAGAGAACUUUUUGGCCAAUCCAGUAUUAUGCCUGUUUGGCAGCUAAGGAAACUGACAGAGGAGUUAAGUAGCUUAUAUAAGAACUCAGCUGUUAAGUAGUAGAGCUGAGAUACAAAUCCAGUCUUUACCCAGAUGCCAGGAUCCUAGCUGCUGUAUUAAGCCACCUGGCUGACACACCUGUUUCCUUCCUAACUCCAAUUCCAGGUUAAACCAUCAGAGACAUUAACACACACUAAGCAUUCACCAUGUGCCAGGGCCGUGCUAAAUGCUUUACAAGAAUAACUGCCGAUCCUGCCGCAACCCCCGUGACAUAAAUGCUCUUAUGCCCAUUUUGCAGAGGAAAAGACAGGCUCAGGGCAGCUAUGUAAUGUCUUCAGAGUCACAUAACUACUAAGAGACAGUGUGGGACUUGAACUGCAGCCUCACUGGAUCCUAAUCUACUGAGUCUAUUUCUACAAAAUCUCACACCUGUCUUUCUUAAGAUGCCACCUGUCAAACUCAAGCCCCAUUUAUCAGUAAUCUGGAAUUCAUCUUCUCAUCCUUGUCUUCCCCCACUGUCCCCUACCUGACACUCAACUUGGCCUGAAGGAUUGUACCGAGCCAGUGCUGGUAUCACUUUUCCUGCUCAAGAGCCCCCAAAGAACACCUAUCAUCUACAAGCUUCAACUUCGUGGCCUGACAUCCAAAUCCACCCACACUGGCCAGUCUUAGUUGUCCCCUCCCCUACAUAUUCUCCAGCCAAACUGGAUUCCUUGUUCUUCCUGACAUGCCCUAGUCUUGGUGCCUCUGUGUCUCUGAUCACCCUGCCUCCACUUAAAAAUUCCUUUAAUCUGAGUAUGAAAAAUCCACUCAUUUUUCUAAGACCAAGCCAAAAUUUGACUGCCCACACGAAGCUUCCCUUGGUUCCUCCUCAUUUAGAGAUGAUUGCUUACUGCACUGGACUCUUAUAGCAUUUAUAUCUCACAUCCUUUAGAACAGACCAUUUAGCAUAUGGCUAGGUGGGUUCUUUGCCAGACCCGGAGCCCUUGGAGUUCACUCAUUCUUUUACUCCCACAAUGCCUUGCAUAACAUAGCUGUUUAAUAAAUACUUGAGGCAUCAAAUCCACUCAGUGUGUUUAAGAUUUUUAUGGGUUAGUUCUCUCAUAAUUAUUAAUAUAACUAAUCAUUUAAUUCUCUGAGUAGAAUUAGAAAAAUUAGCCUAAAAUGAAAUUGCAGUAAUGAUUUUUUAAGCUGUCUAGUCAAUAAAAUCUAAUUAGUAUCAGUUAUUGGGCUGUUUGAUUUGAAUCCAAUCAACUACUCUAGCAUGUCAUUAUCAGGAAUGUUUUUCUUAAAACUAAUUUUUUCAUUACUCAAGUAAUAUAAAUGCAAUGCCCCAAUCUGGGAAGAACAGCAGGGGGGAAGAACAAGGCCACACAGUCC
Molecule: messenger RNA, 5185 nt
Organism: Pteronotus mesoamericanus
Lineage: Eukaryota; Metazoa; Chordata; Mammalia; Chiroptera; Mormoopidae
Gene: ZBED3
Product: zinc finger BED-type containing 3
Exons: 4
Coding region: 465-1139 (224 amino acids)
Biological process (GO): regulation of transcription by RNA polymerase II
Molecular function (GO): DNA binding
Source: RefSeq, a predicted model, not a curated record